AUGACUAAGGCUAGCCAAGCAAGACUUCGAGAGAAAGCAAUACAAGAAGGUGAUGGCUUCGGCUAUCCAGUUUCAGCUACAGAAUUUGAUGAAGCCUACGAGAUUUACCUGGGAAAAGUCAUUCGAGACUUCCCCGGCGAUAGCGAAGAUGAUCGAAACCUUAGAGCAGUGAGAUCCGUCGGCAUAUAUUUAUGGCGCAAGAUGACACUGGAGCAGCUAUUACCAGAUCUGUUUUUAGAAGGUUUAUCAACCAUAGCAGAAGAGACUCCAGCAUCAACUUCACCAGAGGCAGCAAGACUUGAAUCAGAAGCAGCAGAGAGUUUAAGACGUGCCACAGCAGCCAGAGAGGAAGCAGAGAAAGCAUCAAUCGCAAAGACACCAGCCCAGCAUCCACAAGCACCACAAGCCACCACCAUGGUUGCUGGUAUGCCCUUGUAUGGUUGGUUGGCUCUUAAGAAAGAAGAUCCAGAAACUGCCAAGAUGUUGAUGGAAGCCUGGCAGGCUGAGCAAACAGAGAAGAAGGCAAGAGAUUUGGAAUUGGAACGAAGAAUGACCGACAAGGAGAAGAACCAGUCCAACUGGGGUCCGGAUGGAUCAUACAGUCAAGCGUUGACGCGCCCCGGCGCAGAUGUCAAGAAGAACGAGAACGAAAAGAAGGACAAAGAAAAGAAAGAUGAGAGUCGUCCAAACACGAAUGAACGACGCAAGCCCGAAGCACCCCUCACGCUUCCACGUGAUGCAGAAGGCAAUCCCUUGCUUUUAUGUCGUCGCUGCUAA
Molecule: messenger RNA, 777 nt
Organism: Botrytis sinoallii
Lineage: Eukaryota; Fungi; Ascomycota; Leotiomycetes; Helotiales; Sclerotiniaceae
Exons: 3
Coding region: 1-777 (258 amino acids)
Source: RefSeq, a predicted model, not a curated record